This is a messenger RNA of Conger conger (European conger), 2674 nucleotides long. Its product is annotated as myocyte-specific enhancer factor 2B-like. Gene Ontology annotation, molecular function: histone deacetylase binding; DNA-binding transcription factor activity, RNA polymerase II-specific; RNA polymerase II cis-regulatory region sequence-specific DNA binding. Lineage: Eukaryota; Metazoa; Chordata; Actinopteri; Anguilliformes; Congridae. The coding region runs from base 240 to 1439 and encodes 399 amino acids. Gene Ontology annotation, biological process: cell differentiation; positive regulation of transcription by RNA polymerase II. The record is from RefSeq and is a predicted model, not a curated record. The transcript is spliced from 9 exons.
CAACCAAUAGCUCGAUUUAGCUCAUGUUACUGAGUAACAACUUGCUUUAGACUUCUGAAGAGAAAUUAGCAGGGCGACAGAAGGGGUUUCCAUAUAAAUAGUGUCAGGCACAAUAGAGUGACCUUUUUUUGUACUGAAUUGGCUUGUUUAGUCAAUCAUACUGAUAAGUCAAGCAAGACAAGCCUCUAACCAAGAAACGAGAAGCGAGACGCGAGGACAGAGGCCUUCCAGGGAGAGACAUGGGGAGAAAAAAGAUACAGAUCGCUCAGAUUAUGGACCAGCGCAACCGCCAGGUGACCUUCACCAAGCGUAAGUUCGGUCUGAUGAAGAAGGCGUAUGAGCUGAGUGUGCUGUGCGACUGUGAGAUCGCCCUCAUCAUCUUCAACGGAGCCAACCGGCUCUUCCAGUACGCCAGCAGUGACAUGGACAAGGUCCUGCUCAAGUACACCGAGUACAGCGAGCCGCACGAGAGCCGCACCAACGCCGACAUCAUGGAGACGCUGCGCAGGAGGAGGGUGGACGUGCCGGAGCGGGCCGACUCCCUGCAGGACGAAGCGGAGCGCUGCUCCCAGAUCAGCCCCGCAGCCGGCCUUUCUGCCGCACGCCAACGAUACUACGCUGUUGAUCCCCAGUACCCUGGGCUGCCCUGUGAGAACGUGGGGUCAAUAGAAGGCCACUCCCCCAAACCCAGCCUGCUCCCCCACAGACCUCCCCACCUCCACAAGCCCCCCACCCCUAAAGGGGGCCCCUCAACCCCCGGCGGGCCCCACACCCACCCCAGCCACAUGCCGACCCACUCAGGUAUUGGCUGCUCAGUGUAUUCCCAUGGCAACCUGAGCCUGGGCUCUGCCAACCGGCGAAUGGAGGUGCAGCCCUCCCUGAUGGACAGCCACGGCAACCUGAGCACGGCAAGGGCGCUGUAUCACAACAUUUACCCAGGAAACCACAUGGUUGCCAUGGAGAAAGCUGGCCUUUUUGGGCACUCCCUCGGGGGGUACAGGGUCCCCACUGCUGUGCCUCUUGAGUACACCCACCCCGGCUCCGCCCACUCUGCCAGCCUGCAGCGAGGCGCAGUGGGGCCCUGGCGCACGUCACAUGACCCAGAAGUGCAGGCGUCUCUGGGAGGCCUUGGGAUGUCGAGUGGAGGGUGUUUCUUCCCAACGCAGGUCGCCACGGCAACCCUGCCACCUCACCCCUCCCCUUCCCCGCUCGGCCUCAGCAUCAAAUCGGAGCGGGCCUCUCCUGAGCAGGCCACGCCCCCUCCGGGGCAGCGGGCCAAUCCGGACCCCUACCCGCCCAGAGGGAGGGAGGAGCCUCGCAGAGCAAGCUCCGCCUUCCUGCUCAGCGCUGCCAAAUCCCAGCCGGAGGGAAGAGGUGGACUCAGGGUCGGCCAAUCGGAGCCCCUUCCUGAUCCCGCGGCGGUGCGAUCUUCGAGAUAACCAGCCCAGCGUGGUAAAGGACAGGGCUUGGCAUGUGGGAUAAAAAAAAUAUUUAUUAACUCUUCAUUUUACAGCCUGUUGAUUGCAGGGUACUGACGGGGGGACACAGCUACUGGGGUCAUUAUUAGGGCACGGCUGUGAUUUCAGGGGUAAGUGCUGUGAAACAAAGGGAGUAAGUACCAUCCGUAAGCACUAACCACAGCUUCAUAGCACUUACCUCUGAAGUACUAGGCUGUAAGAUAAAGUGUUGCCAAAUAUUUCAUUAAUAACACAUAUUCAUAUUUAAAGUGAAUAGUUUAUUACUUAUAUGUUUGGCACUUAUUUGGCGUAAGUGCUACAUUUCUGACAAGCUUGCAACGGCAAAGGAACUUAAUAAACGUCCAGUGAGUGAUUCUUGCUCAGGGAAUUUUAAUUUUUCAUAUGUGUAAGUAUAAGGCUCUAUGUGUGUCAGUUACAGCAAGAGAGGAUUAAAGCAUGGAGCUCCUUUCAGUUAAACUCGCCUUUUAAUGGGUUCUGUAUGUCCAUGAUGAUGAUGGUGGUGAUAGUGAUGGUGAUGAUGAUGGUGGUGAUGGUGAUGGUGAUGAUGGUGGUGAUGGUGGUGAUGGUGGUGAUGGUGGUGGUGAUGGUGAUGAUGAUGAUGGUGGUGAUGAUAGUGAUGAUGGUGAUGGUGGUGAUGAUGAUGGAGCCAGUGAAAAUCAUAUUAAAGGAAAGACCAGAGGUUUAAGAAAAGGAGAUGUUAGUAGAUGAAAGUAGUUUGUUGAAAGUUUCUGGAUACUGUACAUAUCAGAAAUGUAACGAAGUAGGAAGGUGAUUAUGUGAUCUCGCGUAGGUAAACAUAAGAUCUGUAUUCCAGUGAAUCCAAAAACUCUGCCCUGUUCCACAAAGCAGGAUUACUGAGUUAGCUGGAUAACUGUAACUCGCUAAUCCCUCUUCCUGAAAUACCCCCCUGGUCUUGUCUUGAAGGCAUUUUCUUUUAGAUUGCUGUGAGAAACCUCUGAUGAAGAAAAGUUCAUUCAUUUCAGAAACAAAGCCAUAUUUUCAUUUUCUUUUUCUUUUUUAAAACAUGGUUCUUGUUGGAUACUAACUGCACUCUGCUUAAAUGGCGUCCAUAGAUAUGUAGAUACCCUUUGCGCUUGAAGCUUGACAAAUAUGCAUAUUUACCAUUCCACGCACUCAAAUGACAUUUUCGCCCCGGAAAAGAGAACUGUAUCAAAUGUCCACUUGAUCUUCCUGUA